AUGGAAUUCAAGCAAAUUGGCAUUGUUGGUGCAGGUAAUAUGGGAUCCAUGAUGGGAUUCGCCUUUUCUGAGCUUGGCCUCGAUGUGUCUAUUUGGGACGCUAAGAGUGCGAAUGUCGACAAUUUCAUGAAGCAGGUGGACCAGGCCGACGGUCUCAUUGGAAAAGUUUGUGGUUUUCAUGAUGUAUCAAAGUUUACCGCAAGUUUGGGCCAGAAUGGUGCCCGAAAAGUGUUCCUGUUUUCCAUUACACAUGGCCCGCCAGCCGAUGAAGUUUUGAAGAAAAUAAAGCCCGAGCUACGCAAAGGCGAUAUAAUCUUGGACGGUGGCAAUGAACACUAUCGAAACACAGAGAGACGACAAAGAGAAUGCCAAGAUGCGGGCGUGGAUUGGAUUGGGAUGGGGGUCUCUGGCGGUUAUCAGUCCGCUCGACAUGGACCAAGCAUGUCUCCUGGGGGGAAUAAUGCGGCAUUGGACGCAGUCAUGCCGCUUCUGGGACAAUACGCAGCAAAAGACCCCAAAUCUGGUGCGCCUUGCGUGUCGAAAAUCGGACCGGGGGGUUCAGGACACUUCGUGAAGAUGGUCCAUAAUGGCAUCGAGGUCGGCAUGCUAUCUGCUCUCUGCGAGGCCUGGGGUUUCUUAAAUCGUGGGCUGGGGCUCGACUACAGCCAAAUUGGUGAACUAUUUACCAAGUGGAACAGCGAAGGCGAAUUGCACACAAACUUUCUGAUCAAAAUUGCUGCGGAUAUCUGCAAGACAAGAAAAUCGACAAAUGGCAAGCUGACUGACGAUUACGUCCUUGAUGAUGUCCUCGACAAGGUUGUACAAGAUGAUGAUCGUACAGAAGGGACACCCUCAUGGUCCAUUAUGGAAUCUGCAACGAGGCAUGUGUCUUGUCCAACACUUGCGGCCGGAUUUUACUUGCGUGUGGCCUCAGGAAACCGCGAAGAGCGUCUAAGGGUCGCCGAAAAGCUUUCCAUUUCCGAUCCACAGUCCAUUCAAGAUGUCAAAGAUCGCGAUCAGAUUAUUGAGAGUAUUCGCUGCGCUGUUUACUGCGCCUUCUUGGCCUCUUAUUGUCAAGGACUGGAACUGAUUGCGCGGGCAUCCAUUGAUGAAGAUUGGAACAUCAGCUUGUCCGAGUGUAUCCGGAUAUGGCGAGCAGGAUGCAUCAUUCAGUCCGAAUUUAUUGCUGAUCUACUCGAGCCGGUUUUGAAACAGGACAAGACAUUCACCAACGCUAAGCUGAUUGACUGUGUCGGACCGGAGCUGCAGCGCAACUAUUCAGCACUCAAGGACAUUGUUUCUCAAGGGAUUGCGGCCGACCACUAUAUGCCUGCGCUCUCUGCUACUCUUGAGUAUAUCAAGUAUAUUACAGGUGAGAUGCUUCCAACGAAGUUUAUGGAGGCGCAAAUGGAUUACUUUGGCGCGCAUUCAUACAAUAAGCCGGGCGUGCCAGGCGAAGACCCGGGUCCAGUAGCUAAAGGUUCGCAUCACUUCGAGUGGAAGCCGGCUUAG
Messenger RNA from Trichoderma aggressivum f. europaeum, 1512 nucleotides. RefSeq lists its product as uncharacterized. The transcript has a single exon. The coding region runs from base 1 to 1512 and encodes 503 amino acids. Gene Ontology annotation, biological process: pentose-phosphate shunt; pentose-phosphate shunt, oxidative branch. The record is from RefSeq and is a predicted model, not a curated record. Gene Ontology annotation, cellular component: cytosol. Gene Ontology annotation, molecular function: NADP binding; phosphogluconate dehydrogenase (decarboxylating) activity. NCBI's taxonomy places the organism in Eukaryota, Fungi, Ascomycota, Sordariomycetes, Hypocreales, Hypocreaceae.